This is a messenger RNA of Mesoplodon densirostris (Blainville's beaked whale), 801 nucleotides long. RefSeq names its product DLA class II histocompatibility antigen, DR-1 beta chain-like. Bases 4 to 801 code for a protein of 265 amino acids. NCBI's taxonomy places the organism in Eukaryota, Metazoa, Chordata, Mammalia, Artiodactyla, Ziphiidae. Gene Ontology annotation, molecular function: MHC class II protein complex binding. Gene Ontology annotation, cellular component: late endosome membrane; MHC class II protein complex; lysosomal membrane. Gene Ontology annotation, biological process: immune response; positive regulation of T cell activation; antigen processing and presentation of exogenous peptide antigen via MHC class II. The record is from RefSeq and is a predicted model, not a curated record. The transcript is spliced from 6 exons.
AGCAUGGUGUCCCUGUAUUUCUCCGGAGGCUCCUGGAUGGCAGCUCUGACAGUGACACUGAUGGUGCUGAGCCCGCCCCUGGCCUGGGCCAGGGAGACCCAACAGAAUUUCCUGUACCAGUUUAAGAGCUACUGUUACUUCACCAACGGCACGGAGCGGGUGCGGUUCGUGGAAAGUCACACCUAUAACCGGGAGUUCCUACGCUUCGACAGCGACGUGGGCGAGUACCGGGCGGUGACCGAGCUGGGCCGGCCGGACGCCGAGUACUGGAACAGCCAGAAGGACUUCCUGGAGGAGAAACGGGCCAAGCCGGACACGUACUGCAGACACAACUACAGGGUUGGGGAGAGCUUCACGGUGCAGCGGCGAGUGGCACCUACAGUGACUGUGUAUCCUGCAAAGACACAGCCCCUGCAGCACCACAACCUCCUGGUCUGCUCUGUGAAUGGUUUCUAUCCAGGCCACAUUGAAGUCAGGUGGUUCCGGAACGGCCAGGAAGAGGAGGCGGGGGUGGUCUCCACAGGCCUGAUCCCUAAUGGAGACUGGACCUUCCAGACCAUGGUGAUGCUUGAAACAGUCCCUCAGAGUGGAGAGGUCUACACCUGCCAUGUGGAGCACCCCAGCCGGACCAGCCCUGUCACAGUGGAAUGGAGGGCACAGUCUGAAUCUGCUCAGAGCAAGAGGAUGAGUGGAAUCGGAGGCUUUGUUCUGGGUCUGCUCUUCCUUGGGGUGGGGCUGUUCAUCUACUUCAGGAAUCAGAAAGGACACUCUGGACUUCAGCCAACAGGACUCCAGAGCUGA